GCGCGGGUUUGCGGCAGAGUGACGCAAGCAAGUUUUGGCGGGAAAAGCUCUGCAUUUGGGUUCCUGUGGUGGCGAGCAAAGGACAAUCUGCCGCGGUGCUCGGUGAAGUCAUGGCAGUACCCUUUGUGGAAGACUGGGACUUGGUGCAAACCCUGGGCGAAGGUGCCUAUGGCGAAGUUCAACUUGCUGUGAAUAGAAUAACUGAAGAAGCAGUUGCAGUGAAGAUUGUAGACAUGAAGCGUGCCAUAGACUGUCCAGAAAAUAUUAAGAAAGAAAUCUGCAUUAAUAAAAUGUUAAAUCAUGAGAAUGUUGUGAAAUUCUAUGGUCACAGGAGAGAAGGCAAUAUCCAGUAUCUGUUUCUGGAAUACUGUAGUGGGGGAGAGCUUUUUGAUAGAAUAGAGCCAGACAUAGGCAUGCCUGAACAAGAUGCUCAGAGGUUCUUCCAUCAACUCAUGGCAGGGGUGGUUUAUUUGCAUGGUAUUGGAAUAACUCACAGAGAUAUUAAGCCUGAAAAUCUCCUUUUGGAUGAAAGGGAUAACCUCAAAAUCUCUGACUUUGGCUUGGCCACAGUGUUUCGGCAUAAUAAUCGUGAGCGUUUAUUGAACAAGAUGUGUGGCACUUUACCUUAUGUUGCUCCAGAACUUCUGAAGAGAAAAGAAUUUCAUGCAGAACCAGUUGAUGUUUGGUCAUGUGGAAUUGUACUUACUGCAAUGUUGGCUGGAGAAUUGCCAUGGGAUCAGCCCAGUGACAGUUGUCAGGAAUAUUCUGAUUGGAAAGAAAAAAAAACAUAUCUCAAUCCUUGGAAAAAAAUUGAUUCUGCUCCUCUGGCUCUGCUUCAUAAAAUCCUGGUUGAGAAUCCAGCAGUAAGAAUUACUAUUCCAGACAUCAAAAAAGAUAGAUGGUACAACAAACCACUCAAGAAAGGGGCAAAGAGGCCCCGAGUCACUUCUGGUGGUUUGUCAGAGUCUCCUAGUGGAUUCUCUAAGCACAUUCACUCCAGUUUGGAUUUCUCUCCAAUAAGCAGUGCUUCUAGUGAAGAAAAUGUGAAGUACUCCAGUUCCCAGCCAGAACCUCGGACAGGUCUUUCCUUAUGGGACAGCAGUCCCUCAUACAUUGAUAAACUUGUACAAGGGAUCAGUUUUUCCCAGCCCACAUGUCCUGAUCAUAUGCUUCUGAAUAGUCAGUUACUUGGCACCCCGGGAUCCUCUCAGAACCCCUGGCAGCGCUUGGUCAAAAGAAUGACAAGAUUCUUUACCAAAUUGGAUGCAGACAAAUCUUACCAAUGCCUGAAAGAGACUUGUGAGAAAUUGGGCUAUCAAUGGAAGAAGAGUUGUAUGAAUCAGGUUACCGUAUCAACAACUGAUAGAAGAAACAAUAAACUGAUUUUCAAAGUAAAUUUGGUAGAAAUGGAUGAGAAGAUACUGGUUGACUUCCGGCUUUCUAAGGGUGAUGGAUUGGAGUUCAAGAGACACUUCCUGAAGAUUAAAGGGAAGCUGAGUGACGUUGUGAGCAGCCAGAAGGUUUGGCUUCCUGCUACAUGAUUGAUCCAUUAGCUCUGGGGAUUCCUGGUGAAUAUAGUGCUGCUAUGUUGACAUUAUUCUUCCUAGAGAAGAUUAUUGUAUUAUGCAAACUGCAAAUAAUAAUUCGUGAAGAGUUCUCUUCCUCUUUAUCUAAACAUCUUUUCAAUUCUUUGUAUGUUUUGCAUACAAACAAUACCUAUAUCUUAAUUGUAAGCAAUACUUUGUGGAAAGGGUGGGUCGAAUUCAUUUGAUAUUUCUUCAGCUGUGUUUAAUGUCUGAAUUUGAAACCCAUCUGGUGGAAACCAGGUUUUGUGAUAAUGAAUUUACCAGCUUUUAUGCCAACAUAUUGUCCAAUUUUUACCUGAACAUUUGUUUCACCCAAAAAGUACAUAUUUCCUCUGUGUUGAUUUAAUUAUAAGGAUGAAUUAGCAAAGACUUUUGGACAACAGAUUUAUCAGUCUGUGAAGUGAGGCCAGCUUCAAAAACUGUACCAACUUUUGUACCAUAUUUUCAAUUAUAGUAUAUGUGCUGCCAAAGUGAGCACUUUACUGCUAUCUCCAGAAGGGUCUGACCAGUUACAUAAAAGCUGUUUUUGAAUUAUAAUGAUUCAAAUUACAAGUAGGUAUUUUUUUUCUGUUGUAGCUAGUGAAAUAUAAAAUACUGGUUGAUCUUUCAACAAGUUGAGCAUAAACUGUAGUGCUUAACUAACUUUAUUCUAAAAAUGAU
Messenger RNA from Castor canadensis (American beaver), 2246 nucleotides. RefSeq names its product checkpoint kinase 1 (gene Chek1). Gene Ontology annotation, biological process: protein phosphorylation; DNA damage checkpoint signaling. The record is from RefSeq and is a predicted model, not a curated record. NCBI's taxonomy places the organism in Eukaryota, Metazoa, Chordata, Mammalia, Rodentia, Castoridae. Gene Ontology annotation, molecular function: ATP binding; protein serine/threonine kinase activity. Gene Ontology annotation, cellular component: cytoplasm.